Messenger RNA from Tetrahymena thermophila SB210, 1308 nucleotides. RefSeq lists its product as hypothetical. The record is from RefSeq and is a predicted model, not a curated record. The transcript has a single exon. NCBI's taxonomy places the organism in Eukaryota, Ciliophora, Oligohymenophorea, Hymenostomatida, Tetrahymenidae.
AUGGACAACAACUUCGAUUAAGAAUAAUUUUAGCUGUCAGAAAACCUAGAAAAUUAAUAAAACCUUCCCUCAUUAAGCUUAAACUUGGUAAGUAACUAACAUUCUGUUGAAGAUCAACCAGAUCAAAAGAUUUAGAUUUAACAAGAAUAACCUAUUUCGUAGCUUAAAACAUACCAGUCCUCGUUUUAAAAUGGUAUCUAAGCAGAUUAAAGGUCCAUUUUCGAUUUAUAACAAGGAAUUCUUUCACAAUCAAUAAAAAUAUCUGAGACUAAUGAAUGGUAAGAUGAUAGUGAAUAUGAUUUAAACCCUGUUUGUGGCAUUAAUUAGGAAUAAAAAGAUUCGCUUAAAUAAGAUUUGUAUGAAUAAAUACAAACUAGUAUCAAAAAAUUAUAAUAACUAUCUAAUUACCUGGAGGAAACUGACUCUUAACUCUUCCAUCCUACUGUUUAUGAAGUGAUCAGCCAAUAAGCUGAUAAAUUUAAUUAUCUAAUAUAAAAUCUAGAGCAAUAAAAAUAGCUUUUGAAUUAUGAUAAUUAUUAAAAUUGUUUAGAGAAGAUAUAUGAGUUUGAGGAAAAUGGUUUAAACUUAAGUUUUGAAUUAAUAAAAUUUAUGAACGAAAACAAGAAUACUAGUAACUAUCAAAAACAGAGCUGUGAGAACUUAGAUAAUACCAUAGAUUGUCAAAUAGAAAUGGUAAAUGAGCCUUUAUUACUGUAAAUCAAUAAUAAUAAUCAAAAUUAACUUUCAGAAGUGAUAAUAAAUUCAAAUCCUUUUAGAUAUACCUAAUCAGUCUAUUUUAUGAAUUCUGAAGAAUUUUGUUGUAAAGAUAUUAGAUCUGAUUAAUUAUAACUUCAAUUCGAUUCUCAAAAAGUAGACAUUUAAAAAUAAAACUCUUAAAAAAUACUUUAAUCUACCUAAUUUGCUAUGAAUUCAAAAAAGCUUGAUUUCAAGAAUAUUGAAUAAAAUAUAUAUAAUAGCCUUGGCUUAGAUCAAAAGAUUUUAAUUAUGAAAGACUGGCUUGAAUUCGCAUAAUAAAGCCAGCUUUCAUUAUUUUAAUUUUAAGAGUAAAUCAAAAAAUUUACUGAUUACUUCUACUUAGAUCAAUAAAUAAGCAAUUAUAUGGAAAAAGAAUCUUGCCAUAUUUAAUUAAAAUUUAUUGAAUCUAUUUAUGACUACGAAGAAGUAGAAUAAUAAGAAAUUUAGUAUGAAGUUAAUGAAAGCAUAAUCCUAAAAUAAUUUAGCUUUGAAGAAAAAUAAUUUGAUAUUGAAGAAAGUAUAAUUCUUUACUAAUUAACAUUUAAUAAAUGA